AUGCAAGUGGUAGAGGCGUCAUUGAAUAGCGGUCCGCUGGAGGCUCCUCGUUUGUACCAGCCACUGGCCAGCCGAGUGGUUCAGAACUGGGGUGCUCCAAGUGCGGCUCCCAUUGCAAACGGCUACAGUCAAAAUGGGCAAUAUGGAGGGGCGAGUGGCCAGGGCUCCUGGAGCCAGAACUGGGGACAAGCACAGGCUCCUGCACAAGCGCAGUCUGUUGGACAAGCGCAGUCUCCAGGACAAGCCAAGGCUGCUGGACAGAGCGUCGCUGUACAAGCGCAGGUUGCCAGUACUGCGCUUCAGCCAGUUGCAACAGAAGACACCGGCCGAUACACCUGGAGGCCCAACAGUCAGACAUCCCAGCUGCAGACGAGCACCCUCAGUCAAUCAACGACCACGAGUCAGACUAUGAGCACUACCAGCAAGACAACAACCACCUCGAGUGACACGACGACCACCCACAGUAAAUCCACCAGUACCAACACUCAACCCACAACGCUCCAGACUCGCGUCAGCCAUAAGGCGACCGCCACCGCAACUCAUGCUGCGGCGACCAGCACUGGCACAGGCCAUGAUGCACCUAGCAAGCUCGACACUAGUGGAUAUGCGGCAAUUGCGGUUUGUGCUGUGGUUGGACUCAUAGCUGGCUUUGUUCUGUUUUCAUUGUACAAGAAGCGGCGACGGGCCACGACAGCAGCCAGGGACAGAGAGCUCAGAGAAAGAGGUGGGGGACCUAAGUCUGGGCAUUUGGAAACAAACAAUAGCUUGAAUACCCUGCCCCACUUAUUCCUAGCAAGCAAAACAGCACUAUUCAGUGUGGUCUCUUUGCGUUCAUCCAACGAGAAAGACGACGUGAGCAGCGACCGCAGCGCAGAGGAGAGACAGAUAGCAUGUACUCCCCGUGCUCAGAAUAUGAGGUCUCAUCACGGCAUGGUGAAGGAUGUCAAUACACCGGACAAGAGCCAUGGUGAUAGCGGCAGCAUUUCCGACGCCAGCACUGUCGCCGGUACUCCCUCUCGUCAUCCAACGUUCCGGCCGCCUACCGAACUCAACUACGAUGACUGCAGUUCAGCUGACGAUAGCACUGACGAUGAGGCAAGCGAUCGCCGUCCUGGAAUUUAUCGGCGGUUAACAGAGCGCGUCGCAAACAUUCGACCAGCCCGUUCAAAAAACCCCAAACGAGGCCAUCGCCACUGCCGUAGCGCUCCCAACGAAAUCAUUGUCGAUGGGAUCACAUCGCACCGUGUCGAACUGAAUCAGCCCCAUCAGAGCCAUCGCCGUCGUAGUACCCCUGACGAUUCUACUGGCCAUAGUAUACCCUGCCACUCUCCUGGUCUUCGCCCGCCCAAACAGAGACAGAGUAACAAUGAGUCUCGCAGCACGUCAGACGAUGAUACGGACCAUGCCACUGACAGCCUCAAUAUUUCUCGCAGCACGUCUGGGGACGAUAGCGACCGUAAUACCCCUUUUCAGCGCCCUCAACUCAAAACAAGGGGAAGCUUUAAGGAAGUUGUCACUGGUCUUGCAAAAAUGCCCCGAAUGGCCAGCAGAAGCUCGGUGUACAAAGGGUCCGCGUCAUCCUCAAUUGAAGAGAAGGAUCGAUCAGGGGCGAAGCUCUCGACGAUUCCUGAUGACGAAGACAAGAGGAUUAUCGCCUCCUAUGCCCCUUCUACAUUCAAGACAUACAAUGUCGACAUGGACCACACUCCUGUCAAUGAUACUCAGAUUAAACUGGCUGUUGGUCAGUCGGUAACGAUCUACCAGGUCUAUGACCACGGUUGGCUACCAGAAUGCAAGCGAUGUGACCUUGUAUCCGCCGCAGAUGAACGUCUCAGGAACGUCGCUCAGCUCCUCGCGACCGAUGUCCCCAAUCACUCGCUUUUAUAG
This is a messenger RNA of Aspergillus pseudotamarii, 1887 nucleotides long. RefSeq lists its product as uncharacterized. The transcript is spliced from 2 exons. The record is from RefSeq and is a predicted model, not a curated record. Lineage: Eukaryota; Fungi; Ascomycota; Eurotiomycetes; Eurotiales; Aspergillaceae. Bases 1 to 1887 code for a protein of 628 amino acids.